UCAUGGAACAAUCACUACUGUUGGCCUGGAAAAUGUGAUGAAGAUCUGACAAGAGAAUGCACUUGCGCGCAAGAUUUCAAAAUUAUACAGAAAAGCGGAGAAACGUCUUGUCAGCCAAAAAAUCUACCAUCAAUUUUAACAUGUGGAACGGUUGUAGCGGGCCCGAAUAUGGAAAAGAAACAGGCUAGAAGCAGCAGAAAUAUUACGGAAUGUCGAUAUCUUGCUGAUAUGUAUGGUAACUUCCAGCCGUCAUCAUUCAAAUUUGAUUUCGCAGCGGAGUAUACAGUCAACAUUACAGCCUUUUCGAAUCCGGAUUUUAUCAGCGAAUCAAAGUUUGGUAUAACAGACUUUUCGAUAGAUAUCGUCAAAGUCCUUGUGGAUGGAAGGCGUUCUACUGAAAGUCGUAUCAAUCGUUUAGUGGACAACUCUUCCAGCGUUAAUUGUUCUCAAACACAUUUUGACUCGUAUAAUAUUACCGUUACCUCGGAUAAUAUUACCUUUACCUCUUCUAACUUUGAUCUUCAAGAUGGUCAAGCAUUAUGUCUUCAAUUCCGCGUAGAUGCAGGUGGGUAUCUAAAAAGCAAAAAUAGAAUCACACACAAGAUUUCGGAUGCAGUACCUUAUCGAAAGGUCCAAAACACUCGUCAGCUUUGCUACAAAUAUGAUAUCUCGCCUGCAAUGCACUGCCAAGAAAAGGGAAAUUGCAGUUACGAUCCAAUUCAAUUUAAAAACCGUGUGACCCGAUCUGCAGAUAUCGAUAUUGAUUUUAAGGGUUGGUAUGAUCCGCUUCCACCUGGCGGAAACUCGAUCCAAGCAUCUUCUAUUGAAAGUUAUCAGAUAACGGUAAACGAGGUUACUGUAUCAACAAACAACAUACAGGUUAAUUACCUAUCAAAUGUUUAUACAAAGAAGGUUAAUUUCAAAGAGAAAAGAAUACCGCUGAACCUGACCUCUGAAAAACCUAGAUUAUACUGCGUUACUUUAGAAGUAAAAGAUGUGGCUGAUAAUGUAAAACAAGCACGACGAUUUAUCUUGUAUGACAAUUCGUCUUUUAUUGAAACGCGGGACGAUAAACCAUUUUAUUUUACAUCAGCUUCGAUACAAACCAACUAUAAAUGGCAGACUCAUCAUCAUGACAUAUGUCUUAGUUGGAAAGAUCAUUUUCUCAACCGAUUCUAUUUCGAAAAUCCUUUGCUGAAGCCAAUUGCACCAGCACCACAUGGAUUAGUCACUGGCAUUUAUGAACAAAACGAUGGUAAACUUCCAGUUUCAGGUACUCCAAACGUACAUGGAAUUAUACAGACUAUGGUUUCCUGGACUUUAAAUGAUGGCUCCCCUUCUACAGAGAUCAAAGUGCCAAAUUUUCAAACCCAGACAUUUUGCAAGGACUUAAAAGUGAAAGACGGACAAACGUACACAUUCUUCAUCCGUUCAAUUGAUAUUGUUUCUAACACAUUUAUUGAAAACAGGACAGUUCAUAUUGACAGAUCUGUACCGCAUAUAAACAAUGCUUGGCUCGUUAAAGAUGGGAACAAAGUCCUGUUAGUUGACACUAUGACAGAUGUUUCAAAGCUGUAUUUGCAGUUUGAAGCGCUAGAUCCACACAGUGGCGUUAGACAAAUAGAGUGGGCAUUUGGUAAUACCACCACAGAACUAACUUCAGGUUCUCUGAGUGUAGGAUCUCUGAGAGAAGUAAGCAGAAAUAUAACUAUGAUAGCUAAUUUAAAUAAUUUAGGAAAUAAAAAAAGACUUACGUCUUAUAAUGUAUUCAUAUCAAAGGAAGAUAUAGUUUCGUUUAAUGCUACUAAAACUAGUUCGUUAACUACUGUUUUCAUAUAGACAUAUAAAAACGUUUUUUCUUUCGAUUCAUUAAA
Molecule: messenger RNA, 1874 nt
Organism: Ruditapes philippinarum (Manila clam)
Lineage: Eukaryota; Metazoa; Mollusca; Bivalvia; Venerida; Veneridae
Exons: 3
Coding region: 169-1839 (556 amino acids)
Source: RefSeq, a predicted model, not a curated record